CCACUGGAUCUGUGACCUGUUGCGUCCAGAAAUAGCCCGACAGAGAGAAUAAAUAGACCCACGGGGUGGCCUACUGAUACACAAGGGGAGACGACACUGGACAGCAAGAGAGCCACACUAAGAAGCGCUGCUUGAUCUUUCUGCAGGACAACAACUGAGCUCUUUUAAGAAAAUCUGCUGAGGUUUUUUGAAGACUUGAAGAAAGAAAGUUAAUAUUUGUGAAAGUGUGGCUGGAUUUAGCCAGUUUUAUUUCUUCCGGCGAGACCAAAGGUAAAUGGAUAUUCUGAACAGGAUGAAGUACUACAAAUGCCCCGUGUCCCACACUAUGGGAAUCAAGGCUUACAGCCAGGACUGUGGCGUCCCGGUCAGCUGCAAGAGCUCCGCUUCUCUGAAGCCAAUCCGCAGUGUGCACUUCCCCAACGACAUUGUUUUCCAGGACUACGUGCGACACGGCGAGCUGGAGAGGAUGGGACUUUUCAUCCGAGCCAGGAGAGUCAACCUGGACACCAUCUACCCCUCUGGCAUGGCUGCCAUCCACGAGGCCGUCCUGUCUGGGAACCUGGAGUGUGUGAAGCUGCUGCUCCACCACGGAGCUGAUAUCCACCAGAGGGACGAGGAGGGGUGGACCCCGCUGCACAUGGCCUGCAGCGACGGCUUCCCUCACAUUGCACGCUUCCUGCUGUCGCUGGGUGCCGACCCUGAGCUAGAGAACAACUGCGGGGAGAAGCCUGCCGACCUCAUUGAGCUGGACAACAAGGAGUUGCAGGAGCUGUUCGGGCUGGCCGUCAGUGACUGAGAUCAGGCUUGUCAGACUGGGGGUGGAAGGGGGACUGAAUACCCGGGGCCCUCAGGUGACGAAGGGCCCAAAAAGAUGCAAGAAUGAAUAGCUGUUGUGGUGGGGAGAGGCCCAUAGAGAAUGCUUUUCUACAGGGCCCAGAGUGUUGUGCUUUUAAAGCCACAAACUGGUCUGAAUGCCACUGGCCAGUCAAAGACUGUUCUGUAGGGAUGGACAUCUGUAGGGAUGGACACAAAAGGACACAGUCGGUCCAGCAUCCUGCUUUAAUGAGCGGCCUGAGCUCUGAAGGUAGAGGGCUGUGGAUGUCUGGCGGACGUGGGGCUGGCAGCUUAUGGGCUGCCUCCUGAAUGGAGGGACCUUCUGCUGGCAGGGGCUGCCCCCCCCCUGAUCUCCAGCAGUACAGAUUUACUGUCUCCUGCAGGAGCCUCUGGUCCUUUCAUACUGUUAUGAACUGUAGGAAUCAUUUUGAUUUUGAUCUGGCAUGUUGCUUCUGAACGCUGUGAAACUUGAAACUGUUUCAACGUCAGCUCGUUACCACCUGAAAGCUAACAUUAGCUUGUGUUGACUGCCUAACUAACACAUUUGUUUACACUAACAACCCUAGUUUACUGUAGUCAUAAGUUGUUUGUAUAAGGCUUUUUAUACUUUUUUAAGUAUAUACAAUAAAGUGUAUCAAACAAUUUCA
This is a messenger RNA of Etheostoma spectabile (orangethroat darter), 1481 nucleotides long. It is a transcript of the gene ppp1r27b, whose product is annotated as protein phosphatase 1, regulatory subunit 27b. Gene Ontology annotation, molecular function: phosphatase binding. The record is from RefSeq and is a predicted model, not a curated record. The coding region runs from base 275 to 796 and encodes 173 amino acids. The transcript has 3 exons. Lineage: Eukaryota; Metazoa; Chordata; Actinopteri; Perciformes; Percidae.